Molecule: messenger RNA, 6323 nt
Organism: Drosophila ananassae
Lineage: Eukaryota; Metazoa; Arthropoda; Insecta; Diptera; Drosophilidae
Gene: wake
Exons: 9
Coding region: 1169-5884 (1571 amino acids)
Biological process (GO): regulation of establishment of bipolar cell polarity; establishment of mitotic spindle orientation; signal transduction
Cellular component (GO): spindle
Molecular function (GO): protein binding
Source: RefSeq, a predicted model, not a curated record
GGCAGUUAAGUGGAUGUUGACAGGUGGACUAAACAACAAUCGUGCGACAGUGUCUAAAAUUAGCAAACAAAUGGAAGCCAAACAGAAACACACACGUAAAUGGAUUUGAAGAGACAAUGAAACCAGUUUUUCGGUUCGAUUGGGGCCACAGCCUCCGUCCCUCGUCAUCCAGAUUCCAAUUAGUUUUCCAUUUUUGUGCCCCGCGGCAUUUGCCAGGCUAAUCAGGGGACUCUUGACUCCUAGACGCGACACAAAUUCAUUUGUUCCAUUUGUCUUCAUUUCCCCGAGGCGACGACGACACCUCGUCGAUAAAUCAGGACGAGCGUCGCGGUUCUGUCCUCCAAGGACCUCCUCUGCUAUUUGUUUUUGGUUUUCGAUGUUCGAAAUACCGGAUAAUUGAUUUUACAACACCCCCUCACACUCGUACACACGUGUACAUAGACAGUCAUGGAACUCGCGGCACAGCAUCCCUAGGAUUUUGUUUUUGGGUUGGAAUUGUCUUUUGGGAACCGCGGCAGCUUAGGAGAUUUAAGAGGCAGGUACAUAUGUGCAUUCGAAUGCCUAAAAUGAAACCAAAAGCGCGAAGACCAGUAGUAUACACAGAUCAAGUCGAAUGAGUGAGCGAUAUUUCCUGAAAACAGUGUCUAAGGGUAGGUAGAGGUAGGUGAGAACCGGGAGAGCAGAGGCUCGACAGCUACCUGAGGGGUUCUGGGUCUACUUCACCACACAGGUGAGGGUAGAAAAAUAGAACCACUUACUAUAUAGAAUUCUUCUUCAGGCUGGGAGAGUGAGAACAUAUUUAAGAAGCUGUUGUGAAAAUUUUAAAAUUAUAAUUUAAAAAAUUAAUGCAUUAUUCCAUGAGCUGUGUACUGUCCUCUAUAGCAUCUCUGUCAAGAACUUAACAACACAACCCUUACUGUACGAUCGGGGUUGAUCGGAAUGAGAUUUAGGAGAAAAGAGAAACCCAGAUCCCGAGAGCCUGUUCGACGACAAUGGAAUCACUUCCCGAAUCUCUUCUCAGUUUGUGUUUGAAACACGCGACGCGCACAACGGAAAGUCCUGCCGUAAAAACCCAAUCGAAAUCGGAAAACUUGUGUCCCGCGAGGGAAAUACAUGGUCCCACAAAGAAGUUCACAGAAUAGAUCAUAUAAAAAUCAAGGAAAUAAUAAUGGAGCGCCGCAAGGCUCUUGGAUCAUAUGCCAAGCUCAGAGACCAGCAGGCGAUGGCGAUGGCGGAAGCGGAAGCGGAAGGAGAACCAGCCACUCCGGGGAAGGACAAUGAGAGCGGCGACUCGAUGCCCGCCCUGCGCCGCUCUCACUCGGUCCGCUCCUCCCUCCGGCGGCUGAAGAGCAAGCUGCACAGCCCCGCCCUGCCGCUGCAAUCGCCCUUCAAGCUUCGACCCCAGCUGCACAUGCGCAGUCGCAACGCCAGAUCCGCGACGCUGGACAAGAGCCGGGCGGCCAAGGCACUGCGCAUGCUCACCGAUCUGGACAAGGUGGCCGUGCUAACCACCAAAGUGAAGGGAAAGAACGAGUUUGUGCCCCUCAAAAGGGAGAUGAACCCCCCAGCCGGCGACCAGGAGGAGCUGGGCAUCGAACGACUAAUGAGCACUCUGCCAGUAGGUGUCACGCUCCCGCGAAAGGCCUGCAAGCUCCUACAGAUCCCCGAGAGCUACUGUCGUCCCCCUGGCAUGGAAAGAGCUCCCAAGGCGACUGUGGACUCUGACCUGGAGCGCAGUCUCAACGGCGAGGAGUCCAAUGGAGUGCUGGCGGACAUCACGAGGAAUGCCCAGCAGGGAAUCUACGGAACGACGCGCAUGCGCACUGCUACCAUCAGGAAGCCGAUGCCCUACUUGAACAGUCACAAUAUAUUGCCCAAAGAUAAACGUGACAGCGACAUCGACAUCGAUAGCGUUAAGUUGCGUGAGAAGCGUGAAAUUACGAGCUCCGGAAAUAACAACAAUAACGAGGACACCUAUCCCACCUACUACCCGGCGCCGCUCCUCUCCACCAGCCGCUGGUCCGAGCAGCUCACCCAACAUGCGACGGUAGCCAAGAUUCGCACCGCCAUCUCCUGCCACUCACAGGAUCUCAAGGAAAUGGAAUUCCUCCUGCCCCAGGCGCGAUCCGAUGCGCAGUCCCAUGCUCAUGCCCAGUCGCAGUCGCAGCUCUGCAUUUCGAGGCAUUCCCAGCCCAAGAACGCCAAGCUACGGGAUGACCACGAGGACACCGGAUCCUCGUCGCCGGACUCCCCGACCCUGGGGGCCGGAGAUGAGAACGCAUCCGCCAACGGCCAGCAGCUGUCGGUGCACAGGCAGCCGGUGCAGCUGCGAAGCAAGAAUCCAGGCAACACUCCCCAUCCGCGAGCCAGCAAAAUGUCCAAGAAACAGCUGAAGCUGGCCCAAGCCCAGCUGGAUAAGCUGACGCAGAGCAAUCUGCACCUGCAUGCUCUGUUCUCGGCGGUGGAGCACGGCCAUCUGGAGAAGGCGCGAACUAUCCUAGAAUCAACUGAUGUGGAUGUCAAUAGCAUCAACAGCGACGGUCUAUCCGCCCUGGACCUGGCAGUUCUAAGCAAUAACCGCUCCAUGACCAGGAUGCUCCUCCAACACGGCGCCAUCGAGGGCUCUCAAUUCUCCGUGGACACCAUUGGCACGAAACUAAACGGCUUGCUCAAGGACGCCGAGUCCCGCAUCCACGAUCUGAGUGGACCGGAGGGCCUCUGCCCCCCCAUCUUUGCCUCGCGUCCCUCCAUCUCGAGCAUCAUAAUUGGCAACUCGAGCGCCUCGGUCACCGGGUGCACGGGCAGCGAGGUGGAGAAGCAGAUUGGCAUCUGGGAGAGGCGGGUGAAGGGACUGCGCCGCCUGCAGCUCGGCUGGGAUCAGGCCAGGCCGCCAGAUGCACCCGCCUCCGUGGUCGUCGACGUCACCGGCGACAACUCCAUCAGCGUCCAGAUCCUGGAACCCUUUGAGGGAGCAAUCGGCACGAAAUUCAAAGUUCAAUGGUCAACCCGCGCGGACUUCAACAACGUCGUGGGCGAGAGCGAGCUGCUGGAGUGGGUCAGCUUUCACGGCACAAUGGGUGCCCAGUGCCACAUAUCGGGCCUGACCCAGGGACGCCGCUACUUCCUUCGCGCAGCCUGCGGCAACGUCAAGGGAUGGGGCGCCUACCGAAAUUCGGUGCCCGCCAGCGUGGUGCCCUCGACCUGGCGGGAUUUGGACAAUCGGGAGGACCGUUUUGUGGGCCGUCACCGCAUCCUGGACAAUCUGUUUACCGCCGUGCGCUUGGCCCGACCCGCCGAUGUCUCCGAGCUGACGCUAGAUCCCACGAGCGGCCAACGCCGCAACCCGAAAAAGAAAACCACCAUCAAGCAGCUCUUCUCGGUGACCUCAAAAUUCCAAAAGACCCUGAGACGUGGCAUUUACUUUUCCUGCAUCGUCCAGUGCGAUGACAAAGUGCUGGUGACCAGUGAGGACUUCCCGCCCGUCAUCGAGGUGGACGAGACCUAUCCCAGUGCCCUGUACAUGGACUACUACUGGCUCAUGAAGGUGGCCUGCACCUGGGACGAUGUUAAGUCGCUUAGGACCGACAUGGAGCGGAAUCUCACCUCCGCCGUUCACUUCCGCACGAAGCUCUUGUCGGCCGUCUGCCAGAUGCAGAGCGCCCUCGGCUUCACGGAUCUGGGCCAGCUGUACUACAAGCCCUUGAGGGAUGCCCAGGGCACUGUGGUGCUCACCUGCGUACAGUCGGUUAAGAGUCAGAAAGCGGUAUCCAUCCUCAACUCUCGGUGGCUGCCAGUCAGCAAGCUGCAAAAGAAGCUGGGAGCCCUGCACGAGGACUACACCAUCAAUGAACUGCUAAUAUCAUCAAUUGGAGAUCAGUUGCACUACCAGCAGGCGGCACUCCAGCGCCUAGAGCCUGGUCUCUAUCUGGGCUACCUGAAAAUGCAGUGCUCCAUGGACCAGAUCCAGGUGGUGGUGCCGGUGAAGACUCCCAAUGUCUUGCCCCACUGCAAGGUGCGCGAGAACAGCCACAUCACAGCCGAAGAAUGGCAGGUGCUCCACCGCUGCAACGGCGAUCCGCUUCGUUUGCCGUUGGACUUCAGCGCCCAGGAGAAGGAGGCAGCUGGCGGAGCAGCUACGACGGAGGUUCAGCGCCUGUUCCUCUACGAUCUCACCAAUGCAAUGCACAAACUGUUUGCCAGCAUGAACAUCAAGGCUGCGGAUGCGGCCACCCACCGCCUGUACGACGUCGAGGUCAUCGAGCACAGCCCGGAUAUUAGUUUCCUGGUGGUCUGUCCCUCGGCCGAAGCCUCCUGCGCCGUGCCUGGUCAGUCGGAGCUGCUGCUGCAAAGGGACGACCUGGCAAGCCUGAGCAUUCAGGCGUUCGAGAUGAUCCACCUGCGCACCUACCAGCCGGCGAUAAUACAAAAGUACGCCCGCCUCUCCUGCAUCCUGGAGCUGGACACCGGACUGGCCACGCACUCUCUCCGGGAAGCCUUCUCCAGCAGCGAACUGCAGGCGGCCAAGGAGCGACUGGCCACCCUGCAAGAACUAAGUACAAGCCUGAAUCUGGUCUGGAAGAGUGUGCGCUGGCUGAUGGAUGUGGUGGCCUACGCCCGGAACAAAAGCGCCCAGCCCUCGCUGGCCAUGCGAGAGAUCCUUGACUUCACCCAGCAGCGGCAGGAAGAGUCCGCAGUAACCAACUCCGCCAGCAAACAGCUCCUCCAGCUACCCAUUCGUGAGAGUAAAUUCACCAAAGCUGGAACGGGACGAGGCAGCUGGCCAGGACCCGGCACCAGUGAGGAUCAGGCGCAGGCCAAGCCAGAGCACUCGAAAUCCGAACAAAACUUGGGAUUAACGGCUAUUACUCCGGUGGAACCUUCUGCCAAGCAAAUGCAGCAUCCCCAGCAACAGCAACAGCCGCCCCAGACUCUCCAGCAGCAGCAACAACUGCUGCAAGUGUCCACUACCAGCGAGUACGCGGGCUCCAUGUGCUCGGAUGUAUCCUUGCGGAAAAAUAGCGGCGACUCCAUAAGCUCUACGUAUACGGCGCGUAGCUUCUACUCCGCCGUUGACUCUGCCUCGGACGGGAAUAGCACCAACAGCGUGUUUGCCAUUCCGCCCUCGCGCUCGGAUGAUACCCUGGCGGAUGCACUACGUCACUCGCAGACGGUAGCUGCUCAGCGGAAGCGUACCAGCUCCAAUAUAGGAUCCCACCCCACUCCGCUCAUUACGGUGCACAGUUCCAGUUCGGCGCCGUAUCUGGCUGGGUCGAGUGUCUCGCUGAGGAGCGGAAACGGAGCCUUCGCCACGGACCUGGAGCAUAAGCCCCUGAAGCCCGCGACCAAGGCGGCCUCCAGUGCGAAUUUGCGCGAAGGUGGGCCCUAUUUAAAGAGUACUCUGGCCGAGCUGAGAGCAGUGGGUGGCGAAGAACCGGUGGCUAGCACAUCGAAAGCAUCGUCCACCAAAAGCCUGUCCCGGCAGAGCAGCGAGGAGGACACGGCGAGCUGUUCCAGCCUCAAUACGGAACAGACGUCGGGCAUUAUCCAAGUGUACACCGCCUACAACACGGGCCUGGCUAGUGGAACCAGUCUCAAGCUGCACGUGACUCCCAAGACGACCGCCCGCGAAGUGAUCAACCUGGUGGUGAAGCAGCUGAACAUGGCCGUGGUGCUGAAGGGCAACAACGGGCCCAUCUACGGACCGGAGACGCUGGAGAACUUCUGCCUGGUGGCGGUGAUAGGAGCGCGAGAACGAUGCCUACGGGAUGACUUCAAGCCCCUGCAGUUGCAGAAUCCGUGGAAGAAGGGGCGCCUCUACGUUCGCAAGAAGCACGAGUUGCUGGCCGCCAUUGAGCACUCCAACCGGAAGUCGCACUUGAUCUAAACACCCGGCACAGGAGACAUCAUGAUACAUCUCCAGAGGUUUAAGUUUCUUAUCGGUCGGUUGCAAGGCUUGAACAUUAUUUCGUUUCGGUUUUUGGAUACCCCACUCCAAAGUUCUCCAAACUUCCCCAAUGAUCAUUGACCAAUUCCCGUAUUAGACUGAAUUACCUAAGUAUGCCGCACCGGCAAACUGAUGAAAUUGUAUUUGAAAUGGUAUUAUAUUUUGAGUAGUUAUACAUCCGACAUUACCUAAUCAUAGACCCACUCAAAAGCGCGAAUCAGACUAAAAAGAAGAUUGUUGUUAGUUGUUAUAGAGUAAAGAAGGUUACAUCCGUACAUGAAUAUUAUAGAAUGUAAGUUAUAUAUAAAUAUUACGCGUGCAUCAAUGUAUUUUAUUGUAUAUGUAUUUUGUAGUUUAGUAAACAAAUGUUUUGAUUGUA